AUGAGUGAGAGUAGUAAGACUUCGACUUCUGAUUCCGAGGAAGAAAGAGUACUACGGAUAUUAGCAAGAGAGAGACAGAAGCUCCACGAAAUCUUGGAAGAACUCGGCAGGAUGUCCUUUGAGAGUCAGGCACUCAUUAAAGCAAAUGAGGAGUUAAAAAUUGAAGUUAUGACAUUAGAACAAGCAGCAUUUGAAAAAGACCAGCUUGUUCGGGAGAAGGAUGAAGAAUUUACAAAGCUGGUUGAUAUGAACAUAACUUUAGAAGAGGAUUACGCCAGACUGGAGAAGAUAAACACUGCCAUGGUCAAGAAAAACAGGGACUAUGACCAGGAAAUCAUUGCCCUGAAGCAGAAAUUAAGGGCUCUGGAGCAGGAGAACAUCAACCUGACGGCAAAAAACAACACUCGGGAGGAGAAAAACACCGGCCUGGAGGAGGAAAACACCGCCCUGAAGGAGGAAAACACCGCCCUGAAGGAGGAAAACACCGCCCUGAAGAAAGAAAACUCUGUCUACGAGCAGGUGAACUUCAUCUUGGAGGGGGAAAACAAAGUUUAUGCCGAGGAAGUCUCCGACCUGAGGCAUGAAAGGAGGAUUCGUCUAGAUAAGAAAACCACAAUAUUGGAGAAAGAAAACACCACGCUGAAAGAGGAAAACACCGCACUCAAGGAGGAAAACACCGCCCUGAAGGAGGAAAACACCGCCCUGGAGGAGAAAAACUCUGUCUACAAGCAGGUGAACAUCAUUUUGGAGGGGGAAAACAAAGUUUAUGCUGAGGAAGUCUCCGACCUGAGGCAUGAAAGGAGGAUUCUUCUGGAUAAGACAGACACUGACUUGGAGAAAGAAAACGCCGCGCUGAAGGAGGAAAACACCACCCUGAAGGAGGAAAACACCGCCCUGGAGGAGAAAAACACUGCCCUGCAGCGGGAAAACUUCAUCUUGGAGGGGGAAAAAAAAGUUUAUGCCCAGAAAGACUCCAACCUAAGGCAGGAAAGAAAGGCUCUGUAUAAGAAAACCACUGUCUUGGAGAGAGAAAACACCACGCUGAAGGAGGAAAACGUCGCCCUGGAGAGGAAAAACACUACCUUAGAGCUUGAAGUGGAACAGCUGAACAAAAGGUUCAGGGAAUUAGUGGAACAAGAAAACCAGGAGCCAUCUCAUGAGGAAACCGACAAAGACAGCCAGUCGGUUACAGAAGAGCCACAGAAGAACCCACAUCCA
This is a messenger RNA of Poecilia latipinna (sailfin molly), 1218 nucleotides long. RefSeq names its product daple-like protein. The record is from RefSeq and is a predicted model, not a curated record. Lineage: Eukaryota; Metazoa; Chordata; Actinopteri; Cyprinodontiformes; Poeciliidae. The transcript is spliced from 2 exons. The annotation marks the transcript as partial.